AUGUCCAACCCUGACGGGCAGGGCUCAGCUCUCUCGCCUGUUAUUUCAGGGCUGUUCAUUGCUCCGGUAAUGAAGCUCUUCUACAUCAAAGCAGCGACACUCAGCAUGACGCUGCUCUCCUUUGUGGAUGAUGGGACCAUUCUUGCCCAGUCCAAACAACUUGAUGAUAAUAAUGUAGGCCUGCGUAAGGCCUACAAAAUUAUCUACCUGCUCUUUGUUGCUUUCGCGCUCGUUCUUGAACACAACAAGACAGAGUUGUUUCACUUUUCGCGUCGACGAGAUGCCUACAAUCCCUCACUGGAUCUGGGGUAUGCCCCUCAUACCAGCGCUACACCUUUGAAGCCCAAGACCUAUUGGAGGUACCUGGGCUUCUAUUUUGACCGCGGGCUCACGUUUCAGGAGCACGUCUGCUACUACGCCACCAAGGCGUUUACCACUGUGCAGGCCAUGCGCAUGCGCGGAAACUCUACUAGAGGUCUUUCGCCUAAACAGCGCCGCCUCUUAUACAGGUCGUGUGUGGUCCCCAUUGCCACAUACGGCUAUCGUCUCUGGUAUUUUGAUGGCGCUCGCAACAAGGGCGGGAUGAACCAGUUGAAACGGAUGCAGCAGAAAGCUGCUCUAUGGAUUACAGGUGCUUUCUGCACCUCCCCCACGGGCGGUCUUGAGGCUCUAGCGGGUCUCAUCCCUGUCCACCUUAUGCUGAAGAAGCUGGCAACGCGUGCAGUGUAUCGCGUAGCCACCCUCUCGGACACCCACCCUCUUCGCUCCAUGUUGGGCGAGGGACUCCUCAAGCGAGCUGCACCACACGCUCGCUCUGCCGCCUUGAUGACCCCAGCCAUGCAAGGGAAAGUCAAGAGCACUGUCAUGGAGGUGGAGGAGCGUGUCCACACCUUAACUGAGAGCUUUGAGCCCUUUGCGCCUGAAGCUCGCCCAGGCGAUCGGUUACUGGACCGCUAUGCAGACCACAAGCUCAUCUCCAACCAGUAUCAGGCAGCUUCAGCAGCCAUCAUCUACAAGGGACAUCACGAGCUUGAAAGGACUCGUUAUGUCUCUGGCAGAGUUACCACCCCAGAUGCGGAGCUCAAUGCCAUUUCGUGUGCAGUGCGCCUUGCUGUCAAGCAGGCAAACUGCCAACAUAUCAUGGUCUUUACUGACUCUAUGGGCUCGGCCCAUAGAGCGGUUGACCCCGGCGUGCACUCUGGUCAGGCUUUUAGCCUGUCAGUCUGUCGCGCUCUUGAAGAGUGGUUUGAGGAGGAUGAUCUCCACCGCAUUACCUUUGUCUACGUCCCAUCAGCUCUGUGGUGGGACAUUCAUGGUGAGGCACACAAGUAUGUCACCGAGCUUAAAGUCAGGGUUGGACGCCGCAAGACGGACAACUCUAUAGACACGCUACGCUCACGAGCGGCGCACUCAGUCCUGGAUUCAUGGAACUCCACUUUCCAGGAUCCAACCUACCAAGGCUCUGAAUUCUUAGAGCUUCAACAGCCUGACGGGCGACCACUACAGCCAUCGUACCUCAAUGGGGGACCUUGGCUCUCAACUUUCGGACACAGCAUCACUGAGUUCACUCGCGUUUGCCGGUGUAUAACUGGCCAUGCGCCCAUUGGAGCUCCCGCCAGCAUGUCCUCUUUCGCUGCCGCGAUCGCUACUCUGUGCACUACCCCCGAUUUCUCGGGGAUAUUGCAGCUUUUAUGA
Messenger RNA from Cyclocybe aegerita, 1695 nucleotides. The record is from the annotation of a GenBank genome assembly. Lineage: Eukaryota; Fungi; Basidiomycota; Agaricomycetes; Agaricales; Hemipholiotaceae.